Molecule: messenger RNA, 1784 nt
Organism: Aspergillus pseudonomiae
Lineage: Eukaryota; Fungi; Ascomycota; Eurotiomycetes; Eurotiales; Aspergillaceae
Product: putative ferric-chelate reductase (Fre2)
Exons: 5
Coding region: 141-1784 (547 amino acids)
Biological process (GO): copper ion import; intracellular iron ion homeostasis; iron ion transport
Cellular component (GO): plasma membrane
Molecular function (GO): ferric-chelate reductase activity
Source: RefSeq, a predicted model, not a curated record
AAAUAUCCUGCUCAAAUAUGUGUAGAGUAUUUCCACCACAAGAUAUGAUAUAUAGAGCCUUGCCCUUUACCUGCAGAGGUCUCUGGGUAGAUAAUGGACCUGGAAAGAAGGGAAGGGUAUAGACAGAUCGUAUCGACAGGAUGCUCGGUCAUAUCUAUUCUCUUGCGUCUAGCAUUCUGUUGCUGACGCUUGUUUGCCCAGUAUAUUCAGCAAAUGGAUUUGUUGGUUAUUGGAUAUCCAUGUACAAACCUCCGUGUGCACAUGCCUGCCGCUCAUCCAUCACAAACCCGUUGAACUGCUCGACGAGCCCAGAUGAUGGUUUGCACGUUACAUGGAACGUCGAGAAGUCUCCUGGGCCAGAAUGUUAUGCGACGAACGAUGCCUUCUUGCAGACCCUAGCGUAUUGCCUAUACUCUCACUGUCAGAUGAUACCUAACUCUACACUGCAAAGAUACUGGGAGAUGAACGUUGCUGGCAGUGAAAAGGACCAGCCACUGCCCAAACAGGCUUACCAACAGGCACUGAACAGUAUCGGUUCCAGGCCUAAUACCACGGCCAAUGCAUCCACGGUGUUGGAGUCAGCGUCACUUGUGUCUGAGGAACUGUACGAUCUCAAUUGGCGCACAUUGGCGGUCUUUGAGAAAGCAGAAGCAACACAUGAGAAAUAUGGACUGGUCCUUCUCUUGACUGGAGCAAUUAUACCCAUCGGGCUCUCAUUUGCACGCUUUAUUCCCCUUCCCACCAGACUGAAGACGAGUUUCCAGGCAUACGUGAUCGCCCCUCCGCUCAUUGGCCACCGACACACAGUUCCCUUAUUCAACACGUUCAACAUGCCCACGAGAGGACAAGCGCUGUUUAUCGCCUAUCUAAUAAUAAUCAACGUGGUUUUAUGUGCGGUAGGCUUCAGCUCAGCUGACCCCAGUGCGUGGUACUCUUCCAACCGUCGCGAGAUCGUCACAUACGUUAGUAACCGCGCUGGGAUCCUAAGCUUUGCAAACAUCCCACUACUGGUUCUCUAUUCCAGUCGCAACAAUAUCUUGCUCUGGGUAACUAACUGGUCCCACUCAACCUUCUUGCUACUCCACCGCUGGAUUGCUGUGAUUUGCGUUAUCGAAGCAUGCCUCCACUCUGCCAUUUACUUGCAAAUAUACAGCGCACAAGGCGAGCACUCCAGCGAAAGCAAGCUCGCAUACUGGUACUGGGGUGUUGUCGCCACGCUGGCGAUGGUCCUCAUCGUCCCAGCGUCAAUGCUGCAAGUACGCAAACGUUUUUAUGAGUUCUUCCUUGCCUGGCACGUGGUAUUCUUCCUGUUAGCGAUGGUCGGGUGUUGCCUACAUAUUUUCUACCGAUAUAGCUUUCAAUGGGGAUAUGAGAACUGGAUAUACAUGGCGUUGGCGAUCUGGGGCUAUGAGCGGGGGAUGCGCAUUCUGCGGUUUGCUAGAAAUGGGAUCCGCUCUGCUCACGUUUCCAUCGUGGAUGAUGACUAUAUUAAGCUCGAGAUUCCAGGAGUUGCGGCCGAGGGUGAUGUGUAUCUUUACUUCCCGACCUUGACGUGGCGAAUCUGGGAGAAUCACCCCUUCUCAGUGAUGACAGAUGUCUGCUUCUCGCUUGGUGCAGAUCGAUUCGAUCGAUUAAAUCCUGUGGUUUUCCAGGAUAGUCGUAUGGAUAUCCCUCGCAUUCUACGGGAGGAAGUCUCGAGGUGUGCGGGAACGGAGGUCGCUGUGAUUGUCAGUGGUCCACCAAGGAUGGCGGACGAGGCUUGGAUGUGCUGGGGCAUAUGGUAA